AUGGGCUGGCUCGACUCUCUUUGGGGGAGGAGAAGUGACGAUCCCUUGCAAGACUUUGAUCCCAAAGUCCGUGAGUUCCUGCGAAAGGAAGCGCCCGUCAAGUACGACAGCAGCAAGCCCAAGCAGGACGGACAAACUCAACAACCAGUAGUGGGCGAUUCGGGUGCGGCGACCACAUUCAGCGAGCAGACAGCAAAACGCGAUACUGCGACGAAUACAGUACCGAAAGAGUCGCUUUACCAGGACGGCCGCUAUGCGCACCUGUGGAAAACCUACAAGCCUCUCGGCGAGGUUGAGAGCGAGACCAAGUCCGACCAUGAAAAACUGCAGGAUGUCCUAGAUUCAUUCAAGAGCCGGAAGGCAGCGAUCGGUCAGGCAGCUCUUGAGAACUGUUCCGAGGAACAGCUCGACUGGAACAACUGCAUGAAGAGCGGGUCACUGAAGGCGCGCAUGGCCAUGUGCAGGGACGAAGUGCGGAAGUUUGAGAGGUGCUAUAAUAUGCAGUCGAGACUUCUCAAGGCCCUAGGCUACAUCAAUGCGAUUGACCGCUCACCAGAGAUGGACGAGAGGAUACAAAUGCAUGCCGACAAGCUCUAUCACCAGAUGCUCGAGCAGGAGGCCGCCAUCGAGAAGGCCAAGGCGGAAGGCCUGCCCGAACCCAGAUUUGAGCCUUUUGUACCCAAGGUUGGCGAAGACCGCAUCGCAAAUAUGAGCGACGAGGCGAAGAAGAGAUACCAAGACGCACUGGCGAAGGUGGAUGAAAAAGAACGGGAGGCCGAAGCGGCUGCUAUUCAGGCCGAGCUGAGGUCAAAAGAGGCCAUGGUGGGCAAAGUGAAGGAGCUGUGGAAAGAGCAGGAGGCGGAGAGGCAAGCACGGAAGGCGAGGGGCGAAGAAACGUUCAAGGACAAAGUGGCGGCGAUACUUGGCACGCCUAACUCGACGUCAGAUAAGAAGAACUGA
Molecule: messenger RNA, 960 nt
Organism: Diaporthe amygdali
Lineage: Eukaryota; Fungi; Ascomycota; Sordariomycetes; Diaporthales; Diaporthaceae
Exons: 2
Coding region: 1-960 (319 amino acids)
Source: RefSeq, a predicted model, not a curated record